UGACAUUUGGCUCUAAAAGGAAGAUUCCAUUUUUCAUGAUAAAAUGGCAGCAGUGAAAACCCCCAGCAGAGAAGUAAAGACCGCAGAAGAACCAUUUCAUAACAUGUCACCCCUCCUUUUAAGGAGCCUGGUGGAGGAGCCCAAGAAAAGAAAAGAAGUACCGAAUUACCUCCUAGAAUCAAAGAUUUAUACACAACUUCUGAAUAACAAGGUCAUACAGGCAAAACCUGGCAUAUUGCAUUUUGGAGGCUGUCAAGUAGAAAAACACCACCAACAGCUACUGCAUCUGGUCAAUAUUUCCAAUGAAGACAUACAUGUUCAUAUUUUACCCCCACAAACCAAAUACUUUCAGAUCAAGUAUGUGAAAAAGGAGCACCGUCUUGUCCCUGGCUUGUCCCUCACGGUCACCGUUACAUUUUCUCCAGACGAGUGGCGAUACUAUUAUGAUUGCAUCCGUGUUCACUGUAAGGGAGAUGAAGCAUUGCUUAUCCCCAUCCAUGCCUAUCCUGUCGUGAACACACUGGACUUUCCCUCAUUUAUAAAUCUGUCAAAUGUUCUACUUGGUGAAAGCAAAAAGUAUGUUAUUCCUUUGCAAUGCAGUUGUCCUGUGGAUUUCGAGUUUCAUGUCACUUUGAUUCAGUCUCAUCAAGCCUUUAGUGUUGAGCCAACAUCAGGAAUAAUUCCAGCUAACGGGAAGGUGAAUGUGACUGUGACCUUCACCCCCUCUCAGUACGGGACGGCACAGAUAAAGCUGCAGUUGUGGAUUUCCCAGUUCAACUCUCAACCAUACGAGUGUGUCUUCACCGGAACCUGCUUUCCUAACAUGGCUUUAAAAUUAGAAGAAUUUGAAAGAUUGAAUACUCUUUCUAAGAAAGUAGUUGUCCCUCCAGAAAAGGCAAUGACACGUGUACAUUUUCACCGAUCACCGGCAAAGAUAAAGCCUCCAAAAGUUAAGGAAAUUGAAUACCAGAACUUGAGAUUUCCGGUAGAUUUAUCGAAUCCAUUCGCUGUGGCAACCGUUUUAAACCAGGAACCAGGCAAAUUGAAGAUUAAAGAACUGAGAGAAGUUUUGGACCAAGGCACUCAGAUUUCAAAAACCAGACAGAUGAAGGAAGCACUCUUUGAACAGAAAGUCAGGCAGGACACUUACGAAGAGAUCGAAAAUCGCCUGAAGUGGCAGGUGCACCUCGGUAAAGAUCCCAUGUCCUUUAAAUUAAGAAAAGACAUUAUUGAGGAGCGGCAAAGAGUAAACAACAAAUACAAGCUAGAUAGAGGAGAUCCUGUUUUGGAUGAGGAAUUUCAGCGAUUCAAGACAGAAGUUAACUCCAAACGAGUUGUUCGAGACCUAGAAGAAAAAACCAGGGAAUUUCAUCCUAAUUUUGAUCCACUCAUUAAUAAUACUUGGGUCAACAGGUUCAGGGCGCUAAGACGGUUUCAACAAGCAGCACGCAAGGUUAUGGUACAUCGACGCUUACUUAGGAUGCUGAGUGCCAUUCGCAACAUGAAAAAAGAUGCUAUCAUAAGAAAGUUCACUCAAGGAAGACAGUCCAUAGCAUCAGAGAAGGAUUCCUCCCAGUACCUUCACCCGUGGGUCAGUCAGGAUGACUAUGCCAGCCGGUUCUCUGUGUCGCCCAAGGAAGUUCUGCCCUUCGCCUUCCCAUCCUACAGCUCCCCUCAGGGCUCCAGCGAGCUGGCUCCUGAUGGCCUUGGACCAGUCCCGAUAAAAUCUUCAGAAAUUCAAAUCAAACAGGCCUUUUCGUUCCUCGAUCUGCAGGUCCCUCAACUGUACAAGAUUAAGAAGUACCAGCCCAUCUCUGUCCAGAAGUGCUCAGCGAGCUACCGACCUCAAAAACUUGCUCGAGCCCUGAAGCAAGGAGCUGAGGAUGAAGCCACAACCGUCAUAGCCCUGCCCAAGCAGGACGCCGUGCCCCAGCUCCCCGGGGAGACCUCAGUCUUGAGUGUGAAACUACCCGAGGCCUUGGCCAGGGCUCCAGAUUAUGACCCGCUUUAUAUUUUUAAUCCCAGCCCAGGAUUGUUUGCUGUGAUGCACCCUAUGACCUAUGCGGAAACCUUGAUAGAUUACCACCUGUGCUCUCACCCCAAGUACAAGUUCACCAAGGAGUCCCACACUGGGUCCAGCAUUCCUCUCACCCAGAAGCAGUUUCUCCAUCACACGGACAUAAUUCCCGGAGUGAUGAACUGGAAGAGGUUCCAGUGCCUGGUUCUCUCAUCCCUGCCCGAAACCUCUAAGACCGAGACGACACUGAGCUGUGAUUCUUUCAAUUUAGUCAUGCUCCCUAUAAACGUCCCUGCCGUUCUUGACGCCUUACCGGAAGAAGACAGGAUGGAGACAGUCGAACGUGAGCUCUGUGAACAGAGUGUAGAAGUUAUGUUGACUCCAGAAAUGAUCGAAAUGGAAUUCCCUAUGUUGGACGACAAGGACACCAAGAAGGAGAAAGAAGCGAAAGACCAAGACCAGCCAUUGGAGAAGGCGAGAGAAAAGGUGCUUGAGGAGAUGAGGAACCUGCGGAGCAAAGCUCUCAACUCAUACCUGAUUCUAGAAUAAACAUCGCCAGUAGGUCGGUCUCUGUCACGUGCUUUCUGCAAGUCACCGUGGUCCUUUGUGUCUAUUUCUGUCCCAGCCAUUUUUUGGAAUUCAAGUUUCUAGAGAGAAAAUAUCAAAAUGUGGA
Messenger RNA from Vicugna pacos (alpaca), 2690 nucleotides. Lineage: Eukaryota; Metazoa; Chordata; Mammalia; Artiodactyla; Camelidae. The record is from RefSeq and is a predicted model, not a curated record.